ACGACAAGAUCGCCGAGCAAUGCAAAAGCCGCAAAAUAACGACAGUCAGCUUAUUUUGGUGCAACAGAAUUUACGAACACUGACUCAGGAAUUAGUUAUGAAGCAUGCUGAUCACGUAGAGCAACUGGAUCUAAGCCACAAUUGUCUAAAGGAUCUGUCUUGGUUAGCGGACUUUGAGCAGCUGCGUCAUUUGGUCCUGGACAGCAAUCGCAUGCAUGAGGCACAUUUGAGGACAUUGACUUGCCCACUGCCACAAUUGGAAGUACUUAUGCUCAACAAAAAUGAGUUCAGUGACCUGCCGACGACAAUGCGACUGAUCAGAAAGUUCUUUCCCAACCUGCAGUAUUUGAGCCUGCAUGGCAAUCCGAUCUGUCCAGAUGGCUUGGAACUGCAGCCAUUCUCCAGUUACCUGCGCUACGACUACGAGUACUACAGCAACUACAUUGCACAGUCGCUGAGCAAACUGAAAUUUCUGGAUCAUGGACUGGUUCAACGCACCUACAAGUACGAAAGUUUUCCCAUACAAAAUUACAAUGGCAAACAGCUUAUUCAGACCACAAGUGUCUGAACAUAUUAGCAAAUACCACUUUUAAGCUAUGUUAAUUAUAUUUAAUGAAGGAAAUUCAAAAAAUAUCUCCCGUUGAUCUAAUUAUGGAUGUUUGGGUGCUAAAGAGUAUUGUUCACGUAUAAGACCACAUCGUAGACACCAACCGUAUAAUACAAUGGCAUGGACAUCUAGCCAAGACACCAACCACCACCAAAAGCAUAAGCUUUU
Messenger RNA from Drosophila santomea, 775 nucleotides. RefSeq names its product leucine-rich melanocyte differentiation-associated protein. Bases 20 to 568 code for a protein of 182 amino acids. Gene Ontology annotation, molecular function: protein binding. Gene Ontology annotation, biological process: melanocyte differentiation. NCBI's taxonomy places the organism in Eukaryota, Metazoa, Arthropoda, Insecta, Diptera, Drosophilidae. The record is from RefSeq and is a predicted model, not a curated record. The transcript is spliced from 5 exons.